AUGGGCUCCCUUGACAUGUCCUCAGCGAAUGCUGUCCAUCAAGUCGUAAUAAUCGGCGCUUCAUAUGGAGGCAUCCCGGUAGCACAUGGCCUGCUUAAGGACGUCUUUCCAGCGCUAUCAGCCGCACGUAAACAGAAAUAUAAAGUUGUGCUGAUUGCGCCCAAUGACCAUUUCUAUUGGAAGAUUGGCGCGCCCCGCCUGAUCGUCAACCCAGCGGCACUUCCUCUCGAAAAACUACUUCUCCCCAUCGCCGACGGUUUCAAGCAGUACCCCCGAGAUCAGUAUGAGUUCAUUUAUGCAUAUGCAACCUCAAUUGAUCCGGACAAAAAGACAGUAUCCACGUCCACCGAUGAGAGUGUCCAUUACGAUAGCCUUGUGAUUGCUUCCGGCACUACCUUUGCAACUCCGGUAUGGUCCACCUCCAAUGGCUUGGAUGCGCUCCGAGCCGACCUCGCAGAACUUCACGAAAAGCUACCAGCAGCUGAGUCAAUCCUGGUUGGUGGAGGUGGUGCAGUCGGCACCGAGACUACAGGCGAGCUUGGGGAGACCUUUGGAGGGAAGAAGGAGCUCACGUUGCUGUCCGGAUCGACUCAGCUUCUUCCGAGACUCAGCAACAAGAAAGUCGGUAAAGAUGCUGAAGCACGCUUGACCAAGCUAGAAGUCAAGGUAAUCCAUGGUGUGCGAGUCACAUCAUACAGCAAGACUGCCGAAAACAAAACAGCUGUCAAGUUGAGUGACGGGACAGAAAAGAUCGUCAAUGUCUACAUCGAUGCAACCGGCGACCGACCAAACAGCAAGUUUGUUCCAGAGGCAUGGCUAGACCCACGUGGUUUUGUCAAGACCGAUGGCCGAACCCUGCGCCUUGACGUCCCGGAUGUGCAGCAUGUGUAUUGCAUUGGGUCAGUUGGUAGUUACUCGACUGGCAACGUAUUUGACACCAAAUUUGCCAUGAAGGCUUUGCUAGAGAGUAUUCGCUUGGAUCUGAUUGGCAAGCGUGAGACUUCCUCGUCUUCUAUCGCCUCCCUCGAUCCAACUCCACCUGGGUGGAUUGCUUGGCUAACAAGUUGGGUUCCGUUCUACGGAUCUACAGAAACCGGCACGAGAAAGGUCUUCUACAAGAAGUUUGAGAGCGAUGUGCAAUUAAUUCCUAUUGGGCCCAAGCAAGGUGUGGGUGUUGCUUUUGGCUGGAAAAUGCCUAGCUUCGCUGUCGUCAUGGCGAAGAGCAAGGAUUAUAUGGUCAGCAACGCGCCGAAGUUGGUGGAUGGUACGGAGUGA
Messenger RNA from Endocarpon pusillum Z07020, 1275 nucleotides. RefSeq lists its product as uncharacterized. Gene Ontology annotation, molecular function: flavin adenine dinucleotide binding; electron-transferring-flavoprotein dehydrogenase activity. The record is from RefSeq and is a predicted model, not a curated record. NCBI's taxonomy places the organism in Eukaryota, Fungi, Ascomycota, Eurotiomycetes, Verrucariales, Verrucariaceae. Gene Ontology annotation, cellular component: cytoplasm. Bases 1 to 1275 code for a protein of 424 amino acids. The transcript has a single exon.